Messenger RNA from Fusarium tjaetaba, 660 nucleotides. RefSeq names its product Dcp1-like decapping protein. The transcript has a single exon. The coding region runs from base 1 to 660 and encodes 219 amino acids. Gene Ontology annotation, biological process: positive regulation of catalytic activity; deadenylation-independent decapping of nuclear-transcribed mRNA; deadenylation-dependent decapping of nuclear-transcribed mRNA. The record is from RefSeq and is a predicted model, not a curated record. NCBI's taxonomy places the organism in Eukaryota, Fungi, Ascomycota, Sordariomycetes, Hypocreales, Nectriaceae. Gene Ontology annotation, molecular function: enzyme activator activity; mRNA binding. Gene Ontology annotation, cellular component: P-body.
AUGAGCCGACAAACACCACGAAAGGCUCGCCAUAGCCGUCAGCCGUCAAACCGUAUCCCCGCCGUUUCCGAUUAUGAAUCCGAUGCCGCUGCUAUACAUGCCGAUUAUGCGCCGCCACCUCCACGCACUAAUACUGAGCUUAAUCUCUCUGUCCUCCAACGUUACCUCCCCUCCAUCCACACCAUCCUCAGUAUAGCCGCCAACGCUGUCAUCUACACAUUCAACAGCGCUUCAGAAAGCUGGGAGAAGUCGGGAGUCGAAGGCACUAUGUUUGUCUGCGCGCAGAGUCCGCUCCCUGAGGACCCAGGUCAGCGAGCACGAGCUUGCGUGUUUGUUCUCAACAGACGGGGACUUGACAACGUGAUCGUGGACCUCUCACGGGUCACACAUGCAGAGGUGUCUGGGGAGCUUGUCAUUAUGAAGGUUGAGGGCGAAUGGCAGGAGGGUGACAAGGUACUGGGAGUGUGGAUUCACAACGAUAAGGACGAAACACGAGAAGUAAACGCUGCCAUCAUUCAGGAAGCUUGGAAGAUUGCACGGUCGGCGGGUCCAGUUGAACCACAAGGUCCCGAGGCUGGUCCAGCUAUGCAGGCUAUGGGUAAGAGGCUGAGUCUGAGUGAUCUGUUCGGAUCAGGAAAUGGUCUCAAUAUUGGACACUAG